GUUCGUUUACCUUAUUAGUAAUCACUACUCUCAUCGCGCCGGCAUGAUUGUUUGCAUGGAUGCACCUACGCACUCCUGCGCUUGUGAGAUUUGUAACAAGGCCUUCUCGGAGAAAAGUAAAGUAGUGAGGCAUAUGAGAAUACAUACAAAGGAGAAACCAUACUGCCGUGAAUUUUGCAAUAAGGCCUUCGUAACCAAAUCCAGUCUAGUAAGGCAUAUCCGAAUGCUACACAUAAGAGCCCCGUAUAGUUGUGAGAUUUGCAACAAGGCGUUCUCAAGGAAAUUUCAUCUAGUGUGCCAUGUGAGAGUCCACACAAAGGAGAAACCAUACAGCUGUGAGAUUUGUAAGAAAGCCUUCUCGAAGAAAUCUAAUCUAGUGUUCCAUAUGAGAAUACGAAUUCGGGCUCCUCUCACAGAUGACAUCUGCCUUAAGUAG
Penaeus monodon (black tiger shrimp) is the source of this 436-nucleotide messenger RNA. RefSeq names its product zinc finger protein 570-like. The record is from RefSeq and is a predicted model, not a curated record. Lineage: Eukaryota; Metazoa; Arthropoda; Malacostraca; Decapoda; Penaeidae. Gene Ontology annotation, molecular function: RNA polymerase II cis-regulatory region sequence-specific DNA binding; DNA-binding transcription factor activity. Gene Ontology annotation, biological process: regulation of transcription by RNA polymerase II. The transcript is spliced from 4 exons. The annotation marks the transcript as partial.